AUGCCUCCCGUACGACGCGGUAGAACACGUGAAAUAAACGAGGGAAGUUCUUCGCAAAAUACAACGGAUAACGUAGCGAACCUUCGACAACAAUGCGCCGAGAAAGGUUUACCAACCAAUGGACGUCGCAAUGUUUUAAUCGCGCGUCUGCAACAACAUGCCGCAGCAAAUGCAAAUUUGCCGUCAACAUCAUCUGAAUCGCGACCAGUUAUUCCAGAAACACAACCAGCACUAACGGAAUCACAGCUAGCCCAAAUACAAGGUCUAAUAGUUUCUCGCAGUGUGGAGCAGUCCGUGGCAGAAAUAGCGACAAACGCAGCCCGAGCUGCCGUUCAAGCCAUGUCGAACUCGACGCCUCGCGUUCCAAGUAUUCCAAUCGUUGUGGAUGAAGUUGAAAGUACGGCUAACGCCAGCCUCGAGACUGUGGCAACUAACACGGUUGGAUCAAAUCAAGCUGCAAACAUCGUUCCCUACGGAAAUGGAUUCCAUGAGGUUCCUGCGUCAUAUGUCAGGCAAAUACAGACGGGUGAGUUCUUCGAUUUGUCUAAAUUAUUGCCAAGAAAUAUGUCUUUCUCUAAUACAUCGGAGGAGCCUAUCAUAUUAACAUUAGAGAACUCUGUGAUCAAAGCCAAAAAGGCAUCUCAGCCAACCGCCAGGAUCACUGAAAUUGAACAGUGGACAACCGCGUUUACCGUUUACAUGAGUGUUAUGACCCAUCAGUACCCAGGUCGGGCCCAGGAACUUCUACAAUAUAUGAGUUUGAUACGCCAUGCAGCCCAAACUCACCGUGGUCUGGGAUGGUGUAUAUAUGAUCAUAAAUUUAGAUGCAAGGCUGCACUUAACCCCAGUAUGACUUGGUCCAUGAUUGAUCAACAAUUGUGGCUGAUGAUAUUUACCACCAGCCCAGAUAUGCUAGUACAACACUAUCCUAUUUUUUCUAAUCGACCCCAAAACCGGGCUUCCUCAGGGGGCGAACGAGGAGGCUACUGCCACGAUUACAACAGGUGGGGCUACUGUACUCGAGAGCCAUGCCGAUACCGCCACGUGUGCAACAAAUGUAGUAACCCACACCCGGGAAGUAAAUGCUCCUUGCUCAAGUCUAAACCCGCUGACGAUGAAGAGCCAACCUCAAAGCGUGGUUCCAAAUCCUCAAAGUCCAAACGCGAGUAA
Paramuricea clavata is the source of this 1170-nucleotide messenger RNA. The record is from the annotation of a GenBank genome assembly. NCBI's taxonomy places the organism in Eukaryota, Metazoa, Cnidaria, Anthozoa, Malacalcyonacea, Plexauridae.